GAAACAGUCAACACGGCCUCUCAAAAUGGACUGACUGUCAAUUCCGCAUUCAUUCGUGUCAUCCCCCCUGUGCAAAAAAUCCAAGUCAACACCCUUUUCAGUGCAGCACUUUCUGCGCGGUGACAUUUCUCUCACGUUUGGCAACACCGGCAGCUUUCCGCCUGUUACGUCGUCCAGCCUUGGACUCGCUCCCUCAACAUGUUCUGUCUCAGGAGCUGGCUCCCCCUCCUCUUCAUCCCAACUAACGCCUCCCCGCUCUUCCUCAUCUCUUUCGUAACCCUCACCUACCUCCUCCACCGACCAUGUAUCUACUGCUCCGCCCUCCUCGUUAUUCUCUUCGCCUCAACCUGCAACUGGUCCGACCACUGCUUCCUCAAUCUCCGCGCUGACUGGUUCGCUCCGCGGUACGCACCCUACGAUGGCACAGACGGUUUGAACAUGACUACUCCACAAAACAACUCUUCCACUCUCCUCGGCAUGGAAAACGAGUCGCUAGCCGGUUAUGUCUUUGAGACGGUGAACAACACCGCGAAAGCACUUGCCGGGGCUGUGGUCGAUGAGACUCAAAAACGGCUAUCCGCGGGCGACGCCUCUUGUCCUUCGUCAGCGACGCCAGGAGCGAGCACUGCUGAUGAACUCACUGGAUUUGGACUGGAAUGGCUGCGAAGUCUAGUUGGGAGGCGGGAAUGGACGCUUCCUUGUGUUGAUGUUAAGGUUCGGGUAUGAUAUAGUAUCAAACCAGUGACCGCACAUAAAGGGCUUAUGACGAGUAUGAAAUUCCUGUCUGGCUUUCUUCUCCUUUGGCAUAGGCGUGUAUUUGUCUUAACUUUAACUGGCGAUGCGUGUUUUAUAUUGUUCAUUUUCACCGUGUGUUCAGUUGGUUUGACAGACACGUUCGCCGUAUUGGGCUUGGAUAUGCGCAACUAAUAGUACGUUGUUUUCCUAGCAUGGCGUCGCAAUUUCAUGUACAUCACAUUCCGAUAAAGCGGAUUGAAGCUCAGUUAUUUCAAUACCACGCUAAAUGGCGAAUUUGUCUCUUUAUUACGCCGCAUCCCAACACAAUACCGUAAUACUGUAAACUUGAUUGAGCAUGGA
Molecule: messenger RNA, 1095 nt
Organism: Aspergillus versicolor CBS 583.65
Lineage: Eukaryota; Fungi; Ascomycota; Eurotiomycetes; Eurotiales; Aspergillaceae
Exons: 2
Coding region: 199-726 (175 amino acids)
Source: RefSeq, a predicted model, not a curated record